UUCAGUCACUGCGUUCAGAUGAUAACGGAGUGAGGUAAUUUAUGGGAGUAGCUGCGACAGGCGCCGUCGACGCGACUUUAUUUCCUCAAUCCAUGGGCAUAUGAAAUAUUGCGCAUCUUGAUGAGUUGCCCAUGUUACGUCUCAAGAAUAUUUAUCACCACUUACUCCACGGGUGAACAUCUCAGUGUGAGUAAGUCCUAAAGAAGUAUGGAUAUUGAACAGUUAACUGUACAGAGAGAAAGCACUGCAAAGUUUUGGCUGUAGUUAACUUGCACACAGGAGAAGGGAACAGACACUUAAAACACUUUUAAACAUUCAAAAUGGGGAAGGAUUAUUAUUCCGUUCUUGGAAUUGAGAAGGGGGCAUCUGAUGAAGACAUCAAGAAAGCUUAUCGAAAGCAAGCUCUUAAAUGGCAUCCAGAUAAAAAUAAAUCUCCCCAUGCAGAGGAAAAAUUCAAAGAGAUUGCAGAAGCCUACGAAGUACUGAGUGAUCCCAAAAAGAGAGAGAUUUAUGAUCAGUUUGGAGAAGAAGGAUUAAAAGGAGGAGCUGGAGGGCCUGAUGGACAAGGUGGCACAUUCCGGUACUCUUUCCAUGGAGACCCACAUGCUACAUUUGCAGCCUUUUUUGGUGGUGCAAAUCCGUUUGAAAUCUUCUUUGGGAGAAGGAUGCCUGGUGGCAGGGACACUGAAGACAUGGAAGUAGAUGGAGAUCCAUUUGGUUCCUUUACUGCUUUUAAUAUGAAUGGGUUUCCCAGAGAAAGAAACACUGUUGGUAGCCAGCCCCGUCGUAAGCAAGACCCUCCUGUUAUCCAUGAACUGAAGGUAUCGUUGGAAGAGAUUUAUCACAGUUGCACCAAAAGAAUGAGGAUUUCCAGAAAAAGGCUCAAUCCAGAUGGAAGAAGUGUCAGAACAGAGGAUAAAAUCCUUACCAUUGAUAUCAAGAAAGGAUGGAAGGAGGGUACUAAAAUUACAUUCCCCAGAGAAGGUGAUGAAACACCCAACAGUAUCCCAGCAGACAUUGUGUUUGUGAUUAAAGAUAAACCUCAUCCACACUUCAAGAGGGAUGGGUCAAACAUUAUCUAUCCUGUCAAGAUUAGUUUACGGGAGGCUUUAUGUGGCACUUCAAUCAAUGUACCAACAAUAGAAGGUCGAACCAUACCUAUGACAGUAAAUGAAGUUGUAAAGCCUGGAAUGAGAAGAAGAAUUAUAGGAUAUGGUUUGCCAUUUCCUAAAAAUCCUGAUCAGCGAGGUGACUUAAUCAUAGAAUUUGAAGUAGUCUUCCCAGAUAGUAUAGCUCCAGCAUCAAAAGAAGUACUCAGGAGGAAUCUUCCUGUUUCAUAAGGAAAUAACCUCUAUUAACUUUUCCAAGAUGAUGCUGAACAUUGGAAGAUUUAUGCUGUAAAAGAGCAAUCUAUAACUGUGGAACUUUUUGGUGUGUGUGGAUGUGGGAGGGAAUUAUGCAGUGCUGCAUGACGAUAAAAGGGGCAAAUACACAAGACUUGCUAUCAAGUAUAAUGCUAAAACCACUUGCUAUAUUUUAGAUCUUCCUUUUCAGAAAGUUUAUCUGGUAUUUUGCUUACAUGUAAAAUGUAGUCUGGGGAGAACCCUCUGUGUGUAUCUUUCUAACUAUAUUUCUUGAUCAUCUAUGUAGGGUAUUAUACCGUAAUAUCAGAAUUCAUAAUACAAGUCCAUGUAGUAGAGGAAAUAUUCAUGUUGUAUAUAUGCCUGCAUGCUUGGUUUUCAUUGCACAUAGCAGAAGGCAGAAAAAAUCACUUAAAGCAGAAGACAGAAAAUAUCACUUAAUGUUCAUAAGCCCAAAGAAGGUAACGUUUUUAUUAUAGCAGAUGCUAAGGCAUUCUUUUGCUCGUUAAGUAGAAUGCUAGCCUGGUAGCAAAGAAAUGUACCUGUCAAAAGGUAGACCUUUUGCAGUGUAGCAAAUUUCCAGGUGGAAAUGCCUGUGAAAUACAGUUGCAUUAAAGACUCAAAUAGCUACAGGCAGCCCAUGUAGAAGAUGAUCUUUCUUAACAACAACAUGAAAGACAGUUGGCCUAUAUAUAUAUUUAAUAUAUAGAUAGAUAACUCUGUAUAUCUCACACACAGAUGCUAGUAUUUCAAAGGCAUGAAAGUUCCAUGA
Messenger RNA from Gekko japonicus, 2133 nucleotides. RefSeq names its product DnaJ heat shock protein family (Hsp40) member B4 (gene DNAJB4). Bases 321 to 1340 code for a protein of 339 amino acids. The record is from RefSeq and is a predicted model, not a curated record. The transcript is spliced from 6 exons. Gene Ontology annotation, cellular component: cytosol. Lineage: Eukaryota; Metazoa; Chordata; Lepidosauria; Squamata; Gekkonidae. Gene Ontology annotation, molecular function: protein-folding chaperone binding.